AUGAGCUCCAGUGACGAGGAUGAGAAAUUCUUAUACGGUUCCGACGACGAGAAUCAUGCGCCAGAGGCGAGCGUGAACAACAAAAAACGACCAGCAGAAAAUGGUGCAGCAGAAGCGCCAAAACGUCCCAACAUAGCUACUGCUGAGUCCAGUAGCAGCAGUGAGGAAGACUCCAGUGACGGUGACGACUCGGAAGACGAGUCGGACGUUGAGUUUAUCAUCGGAGUUGGAUCAGAUAGCUCGAAACUGGACUCUAAGCAGGUCACAACUUCUACAGCUAAUGGCACUUCCAAAGUUCCUACUGUGGCAACUCCUGCUUUGCAAGUUGGCACUGCUUUGGAGGAAACAGGGGAUGUCACUAUAACGGGCAACGGUGACGCAGCAGACGAAGCAACUGUUGACAGUACGCCCCAGGCGCAGCCCGGGACCGAAAGACAUCCCACACUGGACUUAAAAGCACCGGGGAAACUAGGCGACCAGCUCAUUACCGACAUUGAUCCAGAGGUGCUAAAAGAGAAGCCAUGGCGUCAGCCAGGCGCAAAUCUCAGCGAUUAUUUCAACUAUGGAUUCAACGAGCAAACUUGGAUGGAAUAUCUUCACAAGCAGGAAAAGCUGCGUGCUGAGUACAACCCUCACAAAAUGCUUAUGGGGCUGCUAGCAUUACAACAACAGGGAAAGCUCAAUGACUCGGGUUCAGACGGCAAAGGACCGGAAAACGGCAUGUCGUCCAACAUGGCUCCACCAGGUUUCCCCAUGGGUAUGCCACCCAUGUUUGGAGGCUUCCCGUUCCCCUUCCCUGGCAUGAUUAAUAACAUGAACCCACAACAGAAAAAGUAG
Lachancea meyersii CBS 8951 is the source of this 837-nucleotide messenger RNA. Lineage: Eukaryota; Fungi; Ascomycota; Saccharomycetes; Saccharomycetales; Saccharomycetaceae. The record is from the annotation of a GenBank genome assembly.